AUGGCGUCUCAUGCAAUGUCUCUUCGAGACCGUCAGGUCGCGUCUAUUCAGAAGAUCCUCAAUCUGAACCACGAGCCGCACGCGACGGACGAUGCCCCUCACGAUAUAUCAGCUCAGGGCCUCAUCUCCACGCCUAUCCUCAAUGAAGAUGGCGAUCCCAUUUGGAAGGUCUUAGUGUUCGACAACAUGGGCCGGGAUGUCAUCAGCAGCGUGCUUCGCGUAAACGACCUUCGAGCUUGGGGUGUCACCAUUCAUCUAUAUCCCAUCCCCGAUGUCCCCGUCGUAUACCUCGUUGAACCGACUCCUGCAAACAUCCAAGCAAUUACGAAUGAUCUCUCCCGUGGACUUUAUUCUCCUGCCUAUGUGAACUUUCUCUCAUCCGUACCUCGACCACUUCUUGAAGACUUCGCAUCUCAGAUAGCUUCCACCGGUACCGCGGAGCAUAUUGCUCAAAUUUAUGACCAGUACUUGAAUUUUAUCGUAGCCGAACCGGACCUCUUCAGCUUGGGACUAGGCAACGACGCAUACUGGAAGAUCAAUAGCGCCAAAACGAGUGAUGAAGAGUUGGAUGCCAUUGUUGACAAGAUUGUCAGUGGGCUGUUCAGCGUCAGUGUCACUAUGGGUGCGAUUCCAAUCAUCCGUUGUCCGAAAGGCGGAGCGGCAGAGCUGAUUGCCACCAAGCUCGACCGUAAACUGCGUGAUCAUAUACUGAAUUCGAAAGACAACCUGUUCUCCAGCAACAAGAAAACGCCCUCAGGAGUCCCUUCUUCACGACCGGUCCUGAUUAUCGUCGACCGUAAUGUGGACUUGGUACCCAUGCUGUCGCAUUCGUGGACAUACCAAUCAUUAGUACAAGACGUGCUUCAAAUGCGGCUCAACCGGAUAACAGUUGAAACUCCGAUUGACGAGACAAACCCUGCCAAGGGCGUGACCAAGAAAGCAUACGAUUUGAACAGCAAUGAUUUCUUCUGGAAUCGUAACGCUGGAGCUCCUUUUCCCCAGGUGGCGGAAGAUAUCGAUGCUGAGUUGACGCGGUAUAAAGAAGACGCAAAUGAAAUCACGAAGAAGACUGGGGCCUCUUCAAUUGAGGACUUGCAGAAUGAUACCAGCGCUUCUGCGCAGCACCUCAAAGCUGCCAUUACCCUGCUUCCCGAACUACGGGAACGCAAAGCUAUUCUGGAUAUGCACAUGAAUAUAGCAACUGCACUGCUCAAGGGGAUCAAAGACCGCCAGCUGGAUAAUUUCUUCGAGCUCGAGGAGAACAUUACGAAACAAUCAAAAGCACAGAUCAUUGAAUUGAUUAAUGACCCUGCGAAAGGCAGCAACCCUACCGAUAAGCUCCGGCUAUUCCUUAUUUGGUUCCUAAGCACAGAAACAGACCUGUCCCGCGCAGACCUGAGCCAGUUUGAGGAGGCUCUCAGGCGCGCAGGAGUUGAGGAUGUCAGCCCACUGACCUACGUGCGCCAGGUUCGAGAGCUCACCCGGAUGACCAUGAUGACGACUGCCGCACCUCAGCAGCAGUCCUCGGAUUUGUUCCGUGGAUUCUCAUCACUUUCUAACCGCCUCACUGACCGCAUCACUUCCGGAGCAUUGGGUGCCAAUUUCGAUUCACUCAUUUCAGGCGUUAAGAAUUUUCUGCCUGCAAACAAAGACCUCACCCUGACCAAGAUCACCGAGUCCAUCAUGGAUCCGUCCUCAGCCUCCAGUUCAGCAAUCGCGAAAACAGAGAACUACCUCUAUUUCGACCCGCGGAGCGCAAACGCGCGUGGGGCCAUACCCCCGGCAUCUGCGUCUCGCAAUCCACAAGCCCCAGGGGCCCUUGGAGGUGUGGAACGAGGGACCGGCGCCACGUUUGGCCAGCGUCGCCAGGUAUUCAACGAAGCAAUCGUCUUCACCGUGGGUGGAGGUAGCAUGGACGAAUACGGCAAUUUGCAGGACUGGGUGCGCCAAACCAGCGGACAGCCGGGCGAUGGUGCAGGGGCCGGCAUUCGCGCUGGAGCAGGGGCUAUGGGUGGAGCUAGACGGAGAGUCGUCUAUGGCAGUACGGAUUUGAUGAAUGCUAAUGAAUUUCUGACGGAGUCGUUGUCCAAACUUGGCCGGGAAAGUUGA
Molecule: messenger RNA, 2109 nt
Organism: Aspergillus thermomutatus
Lineage: Eukaryota; Fungi; Ascomycota; Eurotiomycetes; Eurotiales; Aspergillaceae
Gene: sly1
Product: syntaxin-binding protein
Exons: 4
Coding region: 1-2109 (702 amino acids)
Biological process (GO): endoplasmic reticulum to Golgi vesicle-mediated transport; intracellular protein transport
Cellular component (GO): cytosol; Golgi membrane
Molecular function (GO): syntaxin binding
Source: RefSeq, a predicted model, not a curated record